Messenger RNA from Alosa alosa (allis shad), 2043 nucleotides. RefSeq names its product adenosine deaminase tRNA specific 1 (gene adat1). Gene Ontology annotation, biological process: RNA processing. The transcript has 9 exons. Gene Ontology annotation, molecular function: adenosine deaminase activity; RNA binding. Lineage: Eukaryota; Metazoa; Chordata; Actinopteri; Clupeiformes; Clupeidae. Bases 87 to 1436 code for a protein of 449 amino acids. The record is from RefSeq and is a predicted model, not a curated record.
GCAGGCUAAAUAUCAAGCUUUCUUCAAUUGUUUAUCAUAACAAGCAGUAGUUUGUGAAUUUACUGUAAUUUGUGUUUAAAUGAAUUAUGUGGCCAGUGGAUAAAAUUGCAAGACUUUGUUACGAUCAUUUUCGUAACUUGCCUAAAAGAGGAAAGCCUGAACUAGGUAGAGAGUGGACACUUCUGGCAGCUGUAGUGGAAGUACGAGAUAACCCUAAUGGAGAGAAGAUUGAGUUGAAGGUUGUGUCUUUGGGAACUGGAACGAAAUGCAUUGGGCGUGCAGCAAUGAGUCCUAAGGGAGAUGUAUUGAAUGACAGCCAUGCUGAGAUCAUCGCCAGGAGAGGGUGUGUCAGGUACCUGAUGGAGCAGCUGCGACUUGCAGUGUUGGGAGAGAGCAGUGCCCUGUUCUGCCCUGCGGAGGAGAUGGGCAAGUGGAAAGUGCAUCCUGAAGUGUCGUUUGUGUUCUUUACCAGUCAUACUCCCUGUGGAGAUGCAUCCAUCAUUCCAAUGAUGGAGAGCCCAUCACAGCCUUGCCCAAUGGUUAGGCUGGAGGAUGAUGAGGGGGAAGGCAGUGAUACACCAGAGACAGCCCUGAAACGCAGAGCAGAGUGGCAAGAGGACCAGGCCAACAAGCGGCACAGGACAGACCAGGAGACGCACCAGGUUGUUGGAAAACCUGGUGAGGAGAUGAGGACUUGUUCUCCUCCACCACCGGAAACGGCGGAUCCUGCAGGAGACCCAUCCAAGGCAUCAGAGACUCCAGAGACUCGCGCACAAGAGGGCGACAUUGCUAAGGCGCACCAGGCCACAGAUGUCCACCGAACUGGCGCCAAGAGCGUCCCCGGGGAGGCCUGUGAUCCGAAGGUGCCUGGUGUCCGAUACCACAACAUAGGGGUGUUGCGCGUGAAGCCUGGCCGCGGGGAGCCUACGCUGUCCCUGUCGUGCAGUGACAAAAUGGCUCGCUGGGCUGUGCUUGGCUUCCAGGGAGCCCUUCUGAGCCAUUACCUUCAGGAGGCGAUCUACUUCAAGGCAGUGAUCACUGGGAAGUGUCCCUAUAGCCAGCAUGCAAUGCAGCGAGCAUUGUGCAACCGGUGCGCCCAGGUGACCGAUCUCCCAGCAGGCUUCUCCAUGCACCCCCCUGAGUUCCUGCAGUCCAGCCUGGAGUUUGCCCACAGCCAGGCUCAGACCCAGCACUCUCACCAGAGCAACAAGGGCAGGGUUUCACCCUGUGGAGCAGCAAUUAGCUGGUGUGCUGUCCCCAACCAGCCACUAGAUGUCACUGCAAAUGGGUACAAGCAAGGGAUGACCAAGAAAGCUGUGGGCACGCCACAGGCAAGGUCACUUAUCUCAAAGGUUGAGCUGUUUCACAUUUUUCAAACUGUUGUGACUGCAACUUCAAAUGUCCUGCUCCCCUCCUCACUCAGGCUGUGGGAUUAGAUCUGUGGUGCAGCCAAUAGCAACCCCAAUCUCAGCUCAGUGCUUCAUGUAAUGUAGGGGACAACAGAAGGCUGUCUGCCAUUCAUGUUUUGUCAAAUGCUUUUAUGAAAAUGGAAUGUGGAGUCGGAUAGCAGGAUUCUUUAUCACCGACUCAUGAUGCUGUAACUCACUGCUCAGAGCCUCACUCACUGAAGUGCACACAGAGCAUCAUAGAGCAAUAAAAUGGCCAGCUUGCCCUUCACUGUGGCUGGCAGACACAGGAAAUGAAAGUCAGUCAGUGGUGGUCAGUGGCCAGCCCUUACAGAUGUGGUGCAGCUGUCAGACUACAUUGACCAUCAGAGAAAUAUCAAGACAUUAUGGAAGAAGAAAGAAAACGGUGAGUCAAGCCCCAAUUGUGAAUUCCCCGUUAUCCGAAACUUGCCCAGAGAGUGAACCAAUCAGCUGUAAGUUAAGAGCCCAUCUAGGUGUCUGAGAGCCUGCACUCGUGUCUUAACUCUUGUGUCUUUUGAAAAGGGAGAGGGAGCUGCAGAUCGUACUGGGAUUACAAGCAGGCAGCCGGAGCGUACCAGCAGGCCUGGCUGCAGCUGCGCACGCAGGUUUUUCCCCU